Strongyloides ratti is the source of this 1914-nucleotide messenger RNA. Its product is annotated as Zyxin. The transcript has 9 exons. Gene Ontology annotation, biological process: cell-cell adhesion. Gene Ontology annotation, cellular component: focal adhesion; stress fiber. NCBI's taxonomy places the organism in Eukaryota, Metazoa, Nematoda, Chromadorea, Rhabditida, Strongyloididae. The record is from RefSeq and is a predicted model, not a curated record. The coding region runs from base 1 to 1914 and encodes 637 amino acids.
AUGAGUUAUUUGUCACCACUUCCAUAUUAUCCUGUUCCAAGGGAUCGUUUAAGGCGCUCAAGAUCAGCCUUCGAUAUCCGAAGAAAUCAAAAGUUUGAAGACGCUAUUGAAUCUGUUAAGGAAGAAUGUCACAGCCCCCGCCGCCACCUCCUCCACCCCCUGUACUCAAAUCCCCAACGAUAUUACCAUCUCGCAAAUGGUCACCAACGCAUAGUAACGGAGACAGAAAUAUAUCCAAAACUACGACGCCUAGGGGAAAGCCCUCGUUCGGUGGAGCCAACACAAUUAUGUGAACGACAGAUUGAGUUUCCUACUCCAGGAAAUUGGAAGAACAUCGAGAACUAUGGCCAAUUUCGACAGCCAUCGCCCGGAAAAUCGGUUUUGGCAACGAGCUCUUGUAUCAACACCCCUUCCUCGAUACAUUACAACAACAGAAAUUCCAAUUUAUUAGGAAAUUCAUCGACUGCCACAUCAAAAUAUGAAGAAAAAUUUUUACAAAAACCAAAAAAAGAAGAUUUUUAUGUACCAUCUAAUGAUAAUUUUUUAAACAAUUCUAAUUUUUCAACUUUAUCAAAUUUACAACAAAAUAAGUCAUAUAAUAUUUCAUUACCAUUAACAACAUCAUAUAACAAAAUACAUGAUACAAUCCCUAUUAAUAUAAAAAAUACUUUUACAACUACAGACCCAUACAAUAAUACUCAAACAACUACAACAACUUAUUCAUACACAGUUAAUGAUUCUAAUAAUGAGCAAAAUUUAAGAGACAAUAUAUAUCCUUUUCAGCAGUCAUAUAAUACAUUAUCUAAUUUUCCAUAUUCAAAUGAACAAUCUUAUUCAAAUAUAGUAGACAACAAUUUUAUUAGAGAUCCUAAAGCGUUUAUACAUGAAUUUGCCACAAAGACACUAAUUUCCGAUAUCAAAAAUUCAGAGGAAUACAGAGAAAAUCCUGAAAUUUUGCCAAUUUUAAAUAAAAAUAAGAAAGAAAAGUCAUUUGUUGAAGAGUUAAGAGAUUCAUCCUUAACACAAUCACAAAAAUAUUCAAAUCAAUUUCAAAAAUCAUUAUUACAAGAUAAUCCAUUACCAAGAUCAUUUAAUAAUUUUUAUCAGACAAAUUCAUCUACAAAAGGUACUGAUGAAUUGAAUGAUCUUAUUCGUGACAUGCAAAUAAAACUUUCAUCACCUAUAGAUUUGAAUAUUGUACCAGAAAAUAAAGAAACAUCAAAUAAAAUAACGAAAACAGAAUUAUCUUCUAAUUAUACAACAUCACAAUACUCAGCUAAUUCAACAAUGUCAACGAGUAAAAUUGGAAAUGAUAAUCAUAUAUUGGAACAAACAAGUAGUUAUAUUUGUUAUAAAUGUAACCAAAUUAUACAACCUGAUCGUCCCGGAGUAACAGCUCUUGGUAAUUUUUAUCAUGUAGAAUGUUUUGUUUGUGAAGGUUGUGGAAAACAAUUGGCUGGCUCAUCAUUUUAUAAUGUUCAAGGAAAAUGUUUCUGUGAAGUUGAUUAUGUCAAUUCUCUUGAAAAAUGUCUCAAAUGUCAUUUACCAAUAAAACAAAAAAUUCUUCGUGCACUUGGUGGUGCUUAUCAUCCAGAAUGUUUUGUAUGCCAAAAUUGUAAUAAAUCUUUGGAUGGUGUUGGUUUUACAACAAAUAAAGAAAAUGAACCACAUUGUAUGCAUUGUUUUCAUGAAAAAUAUUCUCCUAGAUGUGCCACAUGUUUAAAACCAAUUGCACCAGCACAUAAUGAAACUGAAGUUCCACGCAUUAUUGCAAUGGAUAAAAGUUAUCAUGUUGAAUGCUAUCGUUGUGAAGAUUGUGGACUUCAAUUAAAUUCAAAAAUUGAAGGAAAAGGAUGUUAUCCAAUUGAAUCACGACUUUUCUGUAAAGCUUGCAAUCAAAAACGUUUAAGUUAA